Molecule: messenger RNA, 7419 nt
Organism: Gorilla gorilla gorilla (western lowland gorilla)
Lineage: Eukaryota; Metazoa; Chordata; Mammalia; Primates; Hominidae
Gene: TEP1
Product: telomerase associated protein 1
Exons: 45
Coding region: 815-7195 (2126 amino acids)
Biological process (GO): telomere maintenance via recombination
Cellular component (GO): telomerase holoenzyme complex
Molecular function (GO): telomerase RNA binding; protein binding; telomerase activity
Source: RefSeq, a predicted model, not a curated record
CCCUUCCCACUGGCAGAAUCCAGAGCGAAGUCUCUGCUUCCUGCUGCGGGAAUCGGACGCCCCAGGUCAGGCACCCAGGGUUUCCAGCCCCAGUCUAAGGUAGGGUCCGAGCGCAGGCAGAACUUGCCCUGGCCCUGGGUCUAGGGCGCUGGGCUCUGAGGCUGAGAGCUGGGUGGGAAGUGCCUGGCGGGGCCGGUUAGGAACCACCCGAGACUCAGCUUGGGGUGCAUCCACCCUGCUCCUCCCGGCGGCUCCGGGAAGGGGAGGGAGUGUAUACUGCGUGAAAGGGGAGAUGAGAAAGGAGGAGGAGAAGGCUGAAGGAGAGGGAGGGACAGGAAGAGAGACCACGUAAGAAUCAUCCCCUCUUAACUUCCUUGCCCUGUGUGCCCAUCGAAAGGGGACAGUGGCUGUCACCAACAAAUGGUAGUAUGAGAACCGUUUGUAAUAAUAGAAACCCAGACUGUGCUUAAAUGUGCUAGACUACCAUACAGCCACUUGAAGAGUGAGGUGGAGGCCGGGCGCGGUGGUUCACGCCUGUAAUCCCAGCACUUUGGGAGGCGGAGGUUGGGGAUCACCUGAGGUCAGGAGUUUGAGACCAGCCUGACCAACAUGGUGAAAACCCUCUCUACUGAAAAUACAAAAAAAUUAGCCAGGCAUGGUGGUGGGCGCCUGUAAUCCCAGUUACUCGGAAGGCUAAGGCAGGAGAAUCGCUUGAACUCGGCAGGCAGAGAUUGCAGUGAGCUGAACAACAGAGCCAGACUCCGCCUCAAAAAAAAAAGGAAAGAGUGAGGCGUAUACAAGCUGAGUUUCAGCCAUGGAAAAACUCCAUGGGCAUGUGUCUGCCCAUCCAGACAUCCUCUCCUUGGAGAACCGGUGCCUGGCUAUGCUCCCUGACUUACAGCCCUUGGAGAAACUACAUCAGCAUGUAUCUACCCACUCAGAUAUCCUCUCCUUGAAGAACCAGUGCCUAGCCACGCUUCCUGACCUGAAGACCAUGGAAAAACCACAUGGAUACGUGUCUGCCCACCCAGACAUCCUCUCCCUGGAGAACCGGUGCCUGGCCACACUUUCUGACCUGAAGACCAUGGAGAAACCACAUGGACAUGUUUCUGCCCACCCAGACAUCCUCUCCUUGGAGAACCGGUGCCUGGCCACCCUCCCUAGUCUAAAGAGCACUGUGUCUGCCAGCCCCUUGUUCCAGAGUCUACAGAUAUCUCACAUGACGCAAGCUGAUUUGUACCGUGUGAACAACAGCAAUUGCCUGCUCUCUGAGCCUCCAAGUUGGAGGGCUCAGCAUUUCUCUAAGGGACUAGACCUUUCAACCUGCCCUAUAGCCCUGAAAUCCAUCUCUGCCACAGAGACAGCUCAGGAAGCAACCUUGGGUCGUUGGUUUGAUUCAGAAGAGAAGAAAGGGGCAGAGACCCAAAUGCCUUCUUAUAGUCUGAGCUUGGGAGAGGAGGAGGAGGUGGAGGAUCUGGCUGUGAAGCUCACCUCUGGAGACUCUGAAUCUCAUCCAGAGCCUACUGACCACGUCCUUCAGGAAAAGAAGAUGGCUCUACUGAGCUUGCUGUGCUCUACUCUGGUCUCAGAAGUAAACAUGAACAAUACAUCUGACCCCACCCUGGCUGCCAUUUUUGAAAUCUGUUGUGAACUUGCCCUCCUGGAGCCUGAGUUUAUCCUCAAGGCAUCUUUGUAUGCCAGGCAGCAGCUGAACGUCCGGAAUGUGGCCAAUAAAAUCUUGGCCAUUGCUGCCUUCUUGCCGGCGUGUCGCCCCCACCUGCGACGAUAUUUCUGUGCCAUUGUCCAGCUGCCUUCUGACUGGAUCCAGGUGGCUGAGCUUUACCAGAGCCUGGCUGAGGGAGAUAAGAAUAAGCUGGUGCCCCUGCCCGCCUGUCUCCGUACUGCCAUGACGGACAAAUUUGCCCAGUUUGACGAGUACCAGCUGGCUAAGUACAACCCUCGGAAGCACCGGGCCAAGAGACACCCCCGCCGGCCACCCCGCUCUCCAAGGAUGGAGCCUCCAUUUUCUCACAGACAUUUUCCAAGGUACAUAGGGUUUCUUAGAGAAGAGCAGAGAAAGUUUGAGAAGGCCGGUGAUACAGUGUCAGAGAAAAAGAAUCCUCCAAGGUUCACCCUGAAGAAGCUGGUUCAGCGACUGCACAUCCACAAGCCUGCCCAGCACGUUCAAGCCCUGCUGGGUUACAGAUACCCCUCCAACCUACAGCUCUUUUCUCGAAGUCGCCUUCCUGGGCCUUGGGAUUCUAGCAGAGCUGGGAAGAGGAUGAAGCUGUCUAGGCCAGAGACCUGGGAGCGGGAGCUGAGCCUACGGGGGAACAAAGCGUCGGUCUGGGAGGAACUCAUUGAAAAUGGGAAGCUUCCCUUCAUGGCCAUGCUUCGGAACCUGUGCAACCUGCUGCGGGUUGGAAUCAGUUCCCGCCACCAUGAGCUCAUUCUCCAGAGACUCCAGCAUGCGAAGUCGGUGAUCCACAGUCGGCAGUUUCCAUUCAGAUUUCUUAACGCCCAUGAUGCCAUUGAUGCCCUCGAGGCUCAACUCAGAAAUCAAGCAUUGCCCUUUCCUUCGAAUAUAACACUGAUGAGGCGGAUACUAACUAGAAAUGAAAAGAACCGUCCCAGGCGGAGGUUUCUUUGCCACCUAAGCCGUCAGCAGCUUCGGAUGGCAAUGAGGAUACCUGUGUUGUAUGAGCAGCUCAAGAGGGAGAAGCUGAGAGUACAUAAGGCCAGACAGUGGAAAUAUGAUGGUGAGAUGCUGAACAGGUACCGACAGGCCCUAGAGACAGCUGUGAACCUCUCUGUGAAGCACAGCCUGCCCCUGCUGCCAGGCCGCACUGUCUUGGUCUAUCUGACAGAUGCUAAUGCAGACAGGCUCUGUCCAAAGAGCAACCCACAAGGGCCCCCGCUGAACUAUGCGCUGCUGUUGAUUGGGAUGAUGAUCACGAGGGCGGAGCAGGUGGAUGUCGUGCUGUGUGGAGGUGACACUCUGAAGACUGCAGUGCUUAAGGCAGAAGAAGGCAUCCUGAAGACUGCCAUCAAGCUCCAGGCUCAAGUCCAGGAGUUUGAUGAAAAUGAUGGAUGGUCCCUGAAUACUUUUGGGAAAUACCUGCUGUCUCUGGCUGGCCAAAGGGUUCCUGUGGACAGGGUCAUCCUCCUUGGCCAAAGCAUGGAUGAUGGAAUGAUAAAUGUGGCCAAACAGCUUUACUGGCAGCGUGUGAAUUCCAAGUGCCUCUUUGUUGGUAUCCUCCUAAGAAGGGUACAAUACCUGUCAACAGAUUUGAAUCCCAAUGAUGUGACACUCUCAGGCUGUACUGAUGCGAUACUGAAGUUCAUUGCAGAGCAUGGGGCCUCCCAUCUUCUGGAACAUGUGGGCCAAAUGGACAAAAUAUUCAAGAUUCCACCACCCCCAGGAAAGACAGGGGUCCAGUCUCUCCGGCCACUGGAAGAGGACACUCCAAGCCCCUUGGCUCCUAUUUCCCAGCAAGGAUGGCGCAGCAUCCGGCUUUUCAUUUCAUCCACUUUCCGAGACAUGCACGGGGAGCGGGACCUGCUGCUGAGGUCUGUGCUGCCAGCACUGCAGGCCCGAGCGGCCCCUCACCGUAUCAGCCUUCACGGAAUCGACCUCCGCUGGGGCGUCACUGAGGAGGAGACCCGCAGGAACAGACAACUGGAAGUGUGCCUUGGGGAGGUGGAGAACGCACAGCUGUUUGUGGGGAUUCUGGGCUCCCGUUAUGGAUACAUUCCCCCCAGCUACAACCUUCCUGACCAUCCACACUUCCACUGGGCCCAGCAGUACCCUUCAGGGCGCUCUGUGACAGAGAUGGAGGUGAUGCAGUUCCUGAACCGGAACCAACGUCUGCAGCCCUCUGCCCAAGCUCUCAUCUACUUCCGGGAUUCCAGCUUCCUCAGCUCUGUGCCAGAUGCCUGGAAAUCUGACUUUGUUUCUGAGUCUGAAGAGGCCGCAUGUCGGAUCUCAGAACUGAAGAGCUACCUAAGCAGACAGAAAGGGAUCACCUGCCGCAGAUACCCCUGUGAGUGGGGGGGUGUGGCAGCUGGCCGGCCCUAUGUUAGUGGGCUGGAGGAGUUUGGGCAGUUGGUUCUGCAGGAUGUAUGGAAUAUGAUCCAGAAGCUCUACCUGCAGCCUGGGGCCCUGCUGGAGCAGCCAGUGUCCAUCCCAGAUGAUGACUUGGUCCAGGCCACCUUCCAGCAGCUGCAGAAGCCACCGAGUCCUGCCCGGCCACGCCUUUUUCAGGACACAGUGCAACAGCUGAUGCUGCACCACGGGAGGCUAAGCCUGGUGACGGGGCAGUCAGGACAGGGCAAGACAGCCUUCCUGGCAUCUCUUGUGUCAGCCCUGCAGGCUCCUGAUGGGGCCAAGGUGGCACCAUUAGUCUUCUUCCACUUUUCUGGGGCUCGUCCUGACCAGGGUCUUGCCCUCACUCUGCUCAGACGCCUCUGUACCUAUCUGCGUGGCCAACUAAAAGAGCCAGGUGCCCUCCCCAGCACCUACCGAAGCCUGGUGUGGGAGCUGCAGCAGAGGCUGCUGCCCAAGUCUGCUGAGUCCCUGCAUCCUGGCCAGACCCAGGUCCUGAUCAUCGAUGGGGCUGAUAGGUUAGUGGACCAGAAUGGGCAGCUGAUUUCAGACUGGAUCCCAAAGAAGCUUCCCCGGUGUGUACACCUGGUGCUGAGUGUGUCUAGUGAUGCAGGCCUAGGGGAGACCCUUGAGCAGAGCCAGGGUGCCCACGUGGUGGCCUUGGGGCCUCUGGAGGCCUCUGCUCGGGCCCGGCUGGUGAGAGAGGAGCUGGCCCUGUACGGGAAGCGGCUGGAGGAGUCACCAUUUAACAACCAGAUGCGACUGCUGCUGGUGAAGCGGGAAUCAGGCCGGCCGCUCUACCUGCGCUUGGUCACCGAUCACCUGAGGCUCUUCACGCUGUAUGAGCAGGUGUCUGAGAGACUCCGGACCCUGCCUGCCACUGUCCCCCUGCUGCUGCAGCACAUCCUGAGCACACUGGAGAAGGAGCAUGGGCCUGAUGUCCUUCCCCAGGCCUUGACUGCCCUAGAGGUCACACGGAGUGGUUUGACUGUGGACCAGCUGCAUGGAGUGCUGAGUGUGUGGCGGACGCUACCGAAGGGGACUAAGAGCUGGGAAGAAGCAGUGGCUGCUGGUAACAGUGGAGACCCCUACCCCAUGGGCCCGUUUGCCUACCUCGUCCAGAGUCUGCGCAGUUUGCUAGGGGAGGGCCCUCUGGAGCGCCCUGGUGCCCGGCUGUGCCUCCCUGAUGGGCCCCUGAGAACAGCAGCUAAACGUCGCUAUGGGAAGAGGCCAGGGCUAGAGGACACGGCACACAUCCUCAUUGCAGCUCAGCUCUGGAAGACAUGUGACGCUGAUGCCUCAGGCACCUUCCGAAGUUGCCCUCCUGAGGCUCUGGGAGACCUGCCUUACCACCUGCUCCAGAGCGGGAACCGUGGACUUCUUUCGAAGUUUCUUACCAACCUCCAUGUGGUGGCUGCACACUUGGAAUUGGGUCUGGUCUCUCGGCUCUUGGAGGCCCAUGCCCUCUAUGCUUCUUCAGUCCCCAAAGAGGAACAAAAGCUCCCCGAGGCUGAUGUUGCAGUGUUUCGCACCUUCCUGAGGCAGCAGGCUUCAAUCCUCAGCCAGUACCCCCGGCUCCUGCCCCAGCAGGCAGCCAACCAGCCCCUGGACUCACCUCUUUGCCACCAAGCCCCGCUGCUCUCCCAGAGAUGGCACCUCCAACACACACUACGAUGGCUUAAUAAACCCCGGACCAUGAAAAAUCAGCAAAGCUCCAGCCUGUCUCUGGCAGUUUCCUCAUCCCCUACUGCUGUGGCCUUCUCCACCAAUGGGCAAAGAGCAGCUGUGGGCACUGCCAAUGGGACAGUUUACCUGUUGGACCUGAGAACUUGGCAGGAGGAGAAGUCUGUGGUGAGUGGCUGUGAUGGAAUCUCUGCUUGUUUGUUCCUCUCCGAUGAUACACUCUUUCUUACUGCCUUCGACGGGCUCUUGGAGCUCUGGGACCUGCAGCAUGGUUGUCGGGUGCUGCAGACUAAGGCUCACCAGUACCAAAUCACUGGCUGCUGCCUGAGCCCAGACUGCCGGCUGCUAGCCACGGUGUGCUUGGGAGGAUGCCUAAAGCUGUGGGACACAGUCCGUGGGCAGCUGGCCUUCCAGCACACCUACCCCAAGUCCCUGAACUGUGUUGCCUUCCACCCAGAGGGGCAGGUAAUAGCCACAGGCAGCUGGGCUGGCAGUAUCAGCUUCUUCCAGGUGGAUGGGCUCAAAGUCACCAAGGACCUGGGGGCACCCGGAGCCUCUAUCCGUACCUUGGCCUUCAAUGUGCCUGGGGGGGUUGUGGCUGUGGGCCGGCUGGACAGUAUGGUGGAGCUGUGGGCCUGGCGAGAAGGGGCACGGCUGGCUGCCUUCCCUGCCCACCAUGGCUUUGUUGCUGCUGCGCUUUUCCUGCAUGCGGGUUGCCAGUUACUGACGGCUGGAGAGGAUGGCAAGGUUCAGGUGUGGUCAGGGUCUCUGGGUCGGCCCCGUGGGCACCUGGGUUCCCUUUCUCUCUCUCCUGCCCUGUCUGUGGCACUCAGCCCAGAUGGUGAUCGGGUGGCUGUUGGGUAUCGAGCGGAUGGCAUUAGGAUCUACAAAAUCUCUUCAGGUUCCCAGGGAGCUCAGGGUCAGGCACUGGAUGUGGCAGUGUCCGCCCUGGCCUGGCUAAGCCCCAAGGUGUUGGUGAGUGGUGCAGAAGAUGGGUCCUUGCAGGGCUGGGCACUCAAGGAAUGCUCCCUUCAGUCCCUCUGGCUCCUGUCCAGAUUCCAGAAGCCUGUGCUAGGACUGGCCACUUCCCAGGAGCUCUUGGCUUCUGCCUCAGAGGAUUUCACAGUGCAGCUGUGGCCAAGGCAGCUGCUGACGCGGCCACACAAGGCAGAAGACUUUCCCUGUGGCACUGAGCUGCGGGGACAUGAGGGCCCUGUGAGCUGCUGUAGUUUCAGCACUGAUGGAGGCAGCCUGGCCACCGGGGGCCGGGAUCGGAGUCUCCUCUGCUGGGACGUGAGGACACCCAAAACCCCUGUUUUGAUCCACUCCUUCCCUGCCUGUCACCGUGACUGGGUCACUGGCUGUGCCUGGACCAAAGAUAACCUACUGAUAAUCCUGCUCCAGUGAUGGCUCUGUGGGGCUCUGGGACCCAGAGUCGGGACAGCGGCUUGGUCAGUUCCUGGGUCAUCAGAGUGCUGUGAGCGCUGUGGCAGCUGUGGAGGAGCACGUGGUGUCUGUGAGCCGGGAUGGGACCUUGAAAGUGUGGGACCAUCAAGGCGUGGAGCUGACCAGCAUCCCUGCUCACUCAGGACCCAUUAGCCACUGUGCAGCUGCCAUGGAGCCCCGUGCAG